Messenger RNA from Ogataea philodendri, 345 nucleotides. RefSeq lists its product as uncharacterized. The transcript has a single exon. The coding region runs from base 1 to 345 and encodes 114 amino acids. Lineage: Eukaryota; Fungi; Ascomycota; Pichiomycetes; Pichiales; Pichiaceae. The record is from RefSeq and is a predicted model, not a curated record.
AUGAUGAGCGCAGCUAGUCCUCCAAAGCCAGCACUGAUUCCCAAAGCCAGGGUGUACUUGGGAGCGUCGUUUGGUCUGAAGAUGUUGGUGGCAACCACACCUCCGGCGUUUCCUAUUGGGAUUCCAAUUGACGCUAUGGCGAUACGACGCGACUCGUUUGGCGUGUUGUUGGCAUACCACGUGGACGUCAGCACUGACGACGCAGCAACACCGGUAGUCAUCAGGAAGCAAGCAAAAUAUGCCGGACCAAGGUUCGUUUGGGUGUCGAUACAUCCAAGAACAACGAACCCAAUCAGAGUGGAAGUCACAGCAGUUAGGGCAAACGCGCAUCUGAUUUUCAAGUAA